CAAAAGUUAGUUAUUUCAGCUACAGAUCGUCUUCGUGUUCAAAUAUACCAGUUUGCUACUCUCUAGGUCACUCUUCUUUUUUGAAAUUUUAGGCGUGAUGGGGGGAACAAUGAAGAAAAAGCACACGAAGGGUCAGGUUGUUGCGUUUCUCAGCCAAAAGCAGGCAAUGAGACGCCUGCAGCUAAACCUUCCUAAUUUCAGGCGGCUAUGUAUAUUGAAAGGGAUAUACCCAGUAGAACCCAGAAGUAGAAAGAAAGUUGGAAAGGGAAACAGUCAACCCAGGAUUUAUUAUAAUGCGAAAGAUAUAGCGUUUCUGUCACAUGAACCUUUGAUAGAAACGUUUAGGAAACUUCGGGUAUUCCAUGUAAAGCUCAAGAAAGCACGAGAGAGAAAAGAUAAAGAAAAGGAGUUUCGAGUAAGGAUAAAUAAGCCAAGAUAUACGCUUCAUCAAAUCGUCAAAGAAAGAUACCCUACGAGGCAGGAUGCUUUGCGGGAUAUAAGUGACAGCCUUAACUUGCUGUUUCUCUUCGAGAAGCUUCCUAAACUUACUCAAUUCCACCCCUCUUUAAUCUCUAUCAGUCGAAGAUUGUGUGUGGAAUUUUUGAAUCUUGUUGUUGCAACUCAGGCAGUUCGAAAGGCAUUUAUUAGCAUAAAAGGAUUUUAUGUCCAAGCUGAAAUCGAUGGAAUUCCAGUAGUCUGGAUUAUGCCACAUGCUUCUGUUACUCAUACCCCAACUGAUGUUGAUUACCGUAUACUAGCAACAUGUCUGGAAUUCGAUGCUACAUUUAUUGGGUCUUUGAUGUGUCAUUUGUACCGAAUCAAUAACCUAGUUUACCCCCCAAAACUCGCCGUGCGUGUUGAGCAUGAUCCGAAUGGAUACUACUGUGGCCAAAAAGAGAGUCUUUUUGAGUUUAUGUCGUCCCUCAGCUUUCCGUUAAAGCGCACAGAACCAUCAAACGAUGUCGACGUUGAUGAUUUGACAGAGCUGCAGGCUAUUGAUGAGCAGGUUUCGCAAGCGAUAAGUAAGCAAAUAGAAGUUCAAAACGUGAAAAAACUUUUCAAGAACAAACGGUUUUUCCUUAUGCGUGAAGUUCCGCGAGAAGUGAUAUGUUUGAUUAUACGAUCUUGUGGCGGGGAGUGUUCCUGGGAUAAAAUUGUUUCUCCAGGAUAUACAUUCCAAGAAGAUGAUCCUACUAUUGACUAUCAAGUAGUAGAUCGUCCGAUGAUGGAUAUGAAAUUGACACGUUACUAUGUCCAACCACAGUGGAUUUUCGACUGUUUAAAUUCAGGGAGACUGCUACCAACACAAGAUUACUUACCGGGUUGUAGUCUCCCACCUCAUUUAAGUCCGUUUAUUGGAAGUUCUGGUACUGAUGAACUUUUAGACACAGCAGUUAUGUCACUUUCAAACCGUGGUGGACUUGUCGGUGUCGCUCCUGGAUUUGGGGAUGGUGCAUCCAUCUAUCGUCCACCAGAGGCUGAUUACCUUGCUGGUUUGGUGAGUCUGGCUGAAAUCCGUGGAGCUAGAGUCCAAGCCCAGUCUGAAGGCACUAUUGAGAGUCAGUCAGAAGUGGAUAAUGACCUUUUGGAUGAUUCUUCCACUAAAAAGCAAAAUGAUUUAAAAACAAAUGUGCAGACAAAGGAGCGAUGUAAACUUAAGAAAGUUUCAAAAGGUAAGGAACCCAAAGUAACACCUGGUCGAGCUGAAAGCAAAACAGUUAAGAUGUACAAAGAGAAGGAGGAAGCAAAUGCUGAACGUAAGUUAAGGGAGUUAAUGUUGCCGAAAAAACACAAAAAUGUAUAUAAGAAAAUGGUACAUUCUAUCAAGCGAAAGGAAAAAGAAGUACGCCAGUUGGAAGCAAAAAGACGUCGAAUUGACAUGGGAACCGGAUGAAAACUGUAAUUACUCGAUAUAAUUUAUACGACAAAAUAAAAUAAUCAGACAUUUGAAUCUUUUUUUUUCAUUAAAGGUGGAUGAGCAGAAAACUAGUUGUUCGAGCAUUUUUCUGUCAGCUAAUUAGUUACAAGUUCAAACUUGAACCGUAUGUCCAUGACUAACUGAAAAGUGUCGACUGAUGAGAUUCCACUCAAUAAAUAGGAAAAGGUUUUCUUUCCGAUUAUUUACGAAUUUUCAUUGUAAUGUUCGUUUGACUAUCGUACCAUUACUUUUGUGAUUUGAUUCGCGUUCACAACGAAUACUAAACUUAAAAGUGUAUUUUCACCAAUUUAUUGGAGCUCACAGGUCAAAGAAAACUCAGAUAUACUUCCUGUAUCAUGGGUUUACUUGACCCCUAAUUUAGGACUUCCAAUCGUUGC
Molecule: messenger RNA, 2316 nt
Organism: Schistosoma rodhaini
Lineage: Eukaryota; Metazoa; Platyhelminthes; Trematoda; Strigeidida; Schistosomatidae
Source: the annotation of a GenBank genome assembly